Molecule: messenger RNA, 348 nt
Organism: Ordospora colligata OC4
Lineage: Eukaryota; Fungi; Microsporidia; Ordosporidae
Exons: 1
Coding region: 1-348 (115 amino acids)
Source: RefSeq, a predicted model, not a curated record
AUGAAGAAGAGCGUGGUCUGUGUACAAAUCCCUAGAGAUCCCAGAACAAAUAAGAUUGCAUUUGUGACUGAGAUGCCAAAGAUGGUUGCAGAUAGAAUUGAUGGUGAUACUUGGACCAAGAUCAUUUGUGAGUUGAACAAGAUACUGGAGGAUGCCGAAGCUGUAUCUUUUUUGUCAUUUUUGAAGACUGCUCUUGUGUUUCCACUGUUGAUUGGCCGUAGAAAAAGUAUAUUUGAUUCAGUCAAUGCAUACCUUGAGUGUAUGAAUUUGCAUCUGAAAAGCUAUGGGAUAUGUAUUUUACAUCCUGGGAUUCACCAAUACAUUGAGCUUGAGCUAGAGCUAAGGUAA